Paraglomus occultum is the source of this 509-nucleotide messenger RNA. The record is from the annotation of a GenBank genome assembly. Lineage: Eukaryota; Fungi; Glomeromycota; Glomeromycetes; Paraglomerales; Paraglomeraceae.
CUCAAAGAGCCAAUUCUGUCUUUGCGUUCUCGCUGACUGUUAUAUUUGUCCUUCUUGGCGCAGUUGCUAUUAUAACACCCUUCUUUUCUUCUUCCGAUCCUAAAACCGAGGUGCAUGUUAAAGAGAUUGCAGUAUGGACAUAUGAUUAUGGUGGAAGUAUAAGCGAAUUUGCUUUUGUUACCAUGGACUUAGAGGCUGAUUUGACGUCUUUGUUUGAUUGGAACACCAAGCAGCUCUAUGUCUCAAUCGUUGCUGAAUAUGGAUCUGAUAAUAUGAAUCAGAUAGUACUCUGGGAUGACAUUAUUAGAUCAAAAAGAGACGCUCAGGUAGUUUUACAUCAGAUCAAAAACAAGUAUAUGUUUAACGACAUUACUCCAAGUUUCAGAGAGGUCAAUGCAACGUAUGCAUUACAUUGGGACGCGAUGCCUUAUGUUGGAUUACUACAAUCUGGGCGAUCCGAUUCUAUCAGACAUGUAAAGUUCCCAAAGCCAGAAAAUUUUGCUGCAUGA